AUGAAUUGUGGUAAAUCACGACGUGAAGAAUGUAGUGAAGAGUGUGCUGGAGGAAACAGUGAAGAAGAAUUAGAAGAAUAUGCUGAGAUCUUUGAAAAUCUCGAAGAUUAUCGUGGUGAUGCUAAGAAACAUCGACCAAAAAGAAAAAAUGAUAUUUCAGAAUCGGAUUCUGAUACAGAUUCUGAUUCUGAUACCGAUUCCGACAGUGAUACAGACAGCGACUCGAACUCAGAGACCGACAGUGAUGAUGACGAUGAUGAGGAAGAAGAAGAAGAAGAAGAAGAAUCAUCUGGUACUUUGAAAACUUUAAAAAAGAAGGCCCAGGAUUUACUCAAUAUCAAACCUACAACUGAAAAAUCCAAACAGCAUAAUUAA
Rotaria sordida is the source of this 375-nucleotide messenger RNA. Lineage: Eukaryota; Metazoa; Rotifera; Eurotatoria; Philodinida; Philodinidae. The record is from the annotation of a GenBank genome assembly.